UUCUUACGAUGUGAUCGUGGAUGAAGAGCUGGGCGACAUCCAGCUGGUCAAGAUCGAGAAGCGCAAGUACUGGCUGCACGACGACUGGUACCUGAAGUACAUCACACUGAAGACGCCCUACGGCGACUACAUCGAGUUCCCCUGCUACCGCUGGAUCACCGGGGAGGGCGAGGUGGUGCUGCGAGACGGGCGCGCAAAGUUGGCCCGCGAUGACCAAAUUCACAUUCUCAAGCAGCACAGACGUAAAGAACUGGAAACCCGGCAGAAGCAGUACAGGUGGAUGGAAUGGAACCCUGGAUUCCCCUUGAGCAUCGAUGCCAAAUGCCACAAGGAUUUACCUCGUGACAUCCAGUUUGAUAGUGAGAAAGGAGUGGACUUUGUCCUGAACUACUCAAAAGCGAUGGAGAACCUGUUCAUCAACCGCUUCAUGCACAUGUUCCAGUCAUCCUGGAGCGACUUUGCUGACUUCGAAAAAAUCUUCGUGAAGAUCAGCAACACUAUUUCUGAGCGGGUCAUGAACCACUGGCAGGAAGACCUCAUGUUCGGCUACCAGUUCCUGAACGGCUGCAACCCCGUGCUGAUCCAGCGCUGCACCAAGCUGCCCGAGAAGCUGCCAGUGACCACGGAGAUGGUGGAGUGCAGCCUGGAGCGGCAGCUCACUCUGGAGCAGGAGGUCGAGCAAGGGAACAUCUUCAUCGUGGACUUUGAGCUGCUGGAUGGCGUCGAUGCCAACAAGACAGACCCCUGCACGCUGCAGUUCCUGGCCGCACCCAUCUGCCUGCUGUACAAGAACCUGGCCAACAAGAUGACCCCCAUUGCCAUCCAGCUCAACCAAGUCCCAGGAGACGAAAACCCCAUUUUCCUUCCUUCCGAUGCAAAAUAUGACUGGCUUCUGGCCAAAAUCUGGGUGCGCUCCUGUGACUUCCACGUCCACCAGACCAUCACUCACCUCCUGCGCACACACCUGGUGUCCGAAGUCUUCGGCAUCGCCAUGUACCGCCAGCUGCCCGCUGUGCACCCCAUUUUUAAGCUCCUGGUGGCACACGUGCGGUUCACCAUCGCCAUCAACACCAAGGCCCGUGAGCAGCUCAUCUGCGAGUACGGCCUCUUUGACAAGGCCAACGCCACAGGGGGUGGCGGGCACGUGCAGAUGGUGCAGAAGGCCAUGCAGGACCUUACCUACACCUCCCUGUGCUUCCCUGAGGCCAUCAAGGCCCGGGGCAUGGACAGCACCGAGGACAUCCCCUACUACUUCUACCGGGAUGACGGGCUCCUGGUGUGGGACGCUAUCAAGGCGUUCACAGCCGACGUGGUGGACAUCUACUACGAGAGCGACCAGGUGGUGGUGGAGGACCAGGAGCUGCAGGACUUCGUGAAGGACGUGUAUGUGUACGGCAUGCGGGGCAAGAAGGCGUCAGGUUUCCCCAAGUCCGUCAAGACCAGGGAGAAGCUGUCUGAGUACCUGACGGUGGUGAUCUUCACGGCCUCAGCCCAGCAUGCAGCAGUGAACUUCGGCCAGUAUGACUGGUGUUCCUGGAUCCCCAAUGCCCCCCCAACCAUGCGAGCCCCGCCACCCACGGCAAAGGGUGUGGUCACCAUUGAGCAGAUUGUGGAAACACUGCCAGACCGAGGCCGCUCCUGCUGGCAUCUGGGCGCAGUGUGGGCGCUGAGCCAGUUUCAAGAAAAUGAGCUGUUCCUGGGCAUGUACCCAGAGGAGCAUUUCAUAGAGAAACCAGUCAAGGAGGCCAUGACCCGAUUCCGCAAGAACCUGGACGCCAUCGUCAGCGUGAUUGCCGAGCGCAACAAGAACAAGAAGCUGCCCUAUUACUACCUGUCUCCAGACCGGAUCCCCAACAGCGUUGCCAUAUGAGCGGCUGCCUGAGCCAGUGGCACUCCAGGGCCGCCUGCUCCAGGUUUUGUUCGGCACCCAGACUCCAGCCUGUUCGGGCGGGGGGCUCACAGGGCGGCCCUGGGGCAGGCCUCCUGGCAUCUCUUUCUCCCACACCUACCAGGAUUCCUGGGGAUUUUGCCCUCAGGCCCCAGGCUGACUGGCUUCAAACCAAAGGCUGCCCAGGGUGGGCAACAGCAUAGCUAAGCUUCAGUGCCCCUUCCUUUUUCAUUCCUCAGUCUUGAGCGAACCCCAUACUCUGAUCGAGAUGUGGAGACACUGCAGGGGCCCCUCCUCGCAGAGCAGGAUGGUGCAACUUCCUGCCUCGCCUAGCUCGGCGCCUCUGCCCCAGCCAAGCAGGACAACUGUGGGCGCUGCUUCUUGCUGGAGACAUGGAAUGGUUGUUUUCUGUUCUAUUUAUGCUUAGUUCAAUUUCUUGUGUGUAGGACAUGCCCAAAUAAGUUCUUGUUGAAUUAAGAAUUGGUUGUCAUAAAAAUAAAGUUCAUUUAAAACAG
Miniopterus natalensis is the source of this 2403-nucleotide messenger RNA. The record is from RefSeq and is a predicted model, not a curated record. Lineage: Eukaryota; Metazoa; Chordata; Mammalia; Chiroptera; Miniopteridae.